AUGUCUGGAAAGUUUGAAAAUAACAAUAAAUGCAUCAUCCCUACUGCUAAAACAAGUGAAGCGUGGCGUCAAAAACAUUUAAAUAAUUUAAAAUUGGUGAAAAUUGAUCACGAUGUUAUUCUCACUGGAUCCUCCCUUAUUGCAGGAAUGUCAGGAGGCAUCCCAAUUGGAUCAAGUUUCAACAAGUUCAUGCUGCCAAUUUCGGCAUUGGAAACCGGCGAUAAAGUGGAAAAUGUUUUAUAUCGUAUAAAAACCGACGAAUUUUCGAAUCAGAAAUCUAAAAUACUGGUUAUAUUGAUAGGAACCAACAACACAGAACACAACAAACCCUAUGAUAUUUAUGAAGAAAUAAUGGUUAUGAAAAUUAAUUGUGUAUGCCUCAUUGAAGAAUUACUUCCGAAUGCCCACAUAAUUGUACCGACCGUGCUCCCGAGAGGAAAAAAACCAAAUGGCCAGCGCGAUUUCCUGCGGGAAAUCAAUACUCUAUUAACUAAUUAA
Molecule: messenger RNA, 498 nt
Organism: Ctenocephalides felis (cat flea)
Lineage: Eukaryota; Metazoa; Arthropoda; Insecta; Siphonaptera; Pulicidae
Product: platelet-activating factor acetylhydrolase IB subunit beta homolog
Exons: 1
Coding region: 1-498 (165 amino acids)
Source: RefSeq, a predicted model, not a curated record